Jaculus jaculus (lesser Egyptian jerboa) is the source of this 2200-nucleotide messenger RNA. It is a transcript of the gene Retreg2, whose product is annotated as reticulophagy regulator family member 2. The coding region runs from base 133 to 1188 and encodes 351 amino acids. The transcript has 7 exons. The record is from RefSeq and is a predicted model, not a curated record. NCBI's taxonomy places the organism in Eukaryota, Metazoa, Chordata, Mammalia, Rodentia, Dipodidae.
AGAGCCACACUCUGACAGAUUCACCUGCAAGAGCUGUUGCAGUACAAGAGGCAGAAUCCAGCUCAGUUCUGUGCUCGAGUUUGCUCUGGCUGUGCUGUGCUGGCUGUUCUGGGACACUAUGUUCCAGGGAUUAUGAUCUCCUACAUUGUCUUGCUGAGUAUCCUGCUGUGGCCCCUGGUGGUUUACCAUGAAUUGAUCCAGAGGAUGUACACUCGCCUGGAGCCCUUGCUUAUGCAGUUAGACUACAGCAUGAAGGCAGAAGCAGACGCCCUGCAUCACAAACAUGACAAGAGGAAGCGGCAAGGAAAGAAUGCACCCUCGGAAGGUGAUGAGCCACUGGCUGAGACGGAGAGUGAAAGCGAGGCAGAGCUGGCUGGCUUCUCCCCAGUGGUGGAUGUGAAGAAAACAGCACUGGCUUUAGCUAUUACCGACUCAGAGCUGUCAGAUGAGGAGGCUUCCAUCUUGGAAAGUGGUGGCUUCUCCGUGUCUCGGGCCACAACUCCACAACUAACAGAUGUCUCUGAGGAUUUGGACCAGCAGAGCCUGCCAAGUGAGCCAGAAGAGACCCUAAGCCGGGAGCUGGGGGAGGGAGAAGAGGCAGAGCUGGCUCCUUCUGAAGAUCUGCUAGGUGCCUCUCAGGCCCUCUCAAAGCAAGCCCUGGACUCGGAAGAGGAAGACAGAACAGUCAAGGAAACCUUGCUUCGGCUCUCAUCCCCUCUUCACUUUGUGAACACGCACUUCAAUGGGGCAGGGUCCCCACAGGAUGGAAUGAAGUGCUCUCCCGAAGGACCAGUGGAGACAUUGAGCCCAGAAGCAGUGAGUGGUGACCUUGAGGCUCCACCCAGCAUCCUCUCACCCCCACUUUGUCUUGCUGAAAGUGGCCCAGUUCCCUUCCUCUCCCCCCCUGUACUCCCACCCUUUCCCCAGGACUCAACCCAACCCCUGCCUUCCCCUGAGGAAGAAGAGGCACUUACCACUGAGGACUUUGAGUUGCUGGAUCAAGGGGAGCUGGAGCAGCUAAAUGCAGAGCUGGGCUUGAGGCCAGAGACACCUCCCAAGCCCCCUGAUGCUCCACCUCCUCCUCCCCUAGGGUCAGACACCCAUUCUUUGCUACAGUCAGACCAAGAGGCUCAUGCUGUAGCCGAGCCAUUAGAAGGAGCUGCAGGCACAGUAGGGCUUUCUGGAUAGGGAUGUGACAUUUUCUUCUCUCCCUACCACUUGGGAUGGAGGGAUGCAUGGGGAAGCUGGCUGUCUGAUGGUAGCCAGCCCACCCUCUGCCUGCCUGCCUGCCUGCUGUCUUGGGCCUGGUAUAGUACCUGGGCCUAGGAUAGGUUUUAAGUAUGUAAAUAAUUUUCCAUUUGGGUUAGUGGAUGUAAUCAGAGCUAGGGAAGUCCUUCCCGCAGCCUGUACUUGCCUCCCUGCCUUAUCUCUGUCAUUCCACUAUGUUCCAAGCCCUGGUGGUCUGCCCUUUCUUUUUCUUCCUAUCCUCAGGGACCUGUGCUGCUCUGCCCUCGUGUCCCACUUGGCUGUUUAGUUCCAGCACUUUAUAAUUUUUCUCUCCUGUCCCAUGUUCCCCUCAGCUUUAUAUCCUGCUGUGUCCUGUCCUUAGCAGCUCAACCCCUACCCUAGCCAGCUCCUCCUCCCCACAGGCACAAGCCAAGCUUUAGGGCAGCUUCUGGUCUGGGAAGAGUAACCUGGGUGGCGGGUCAGCCCAGUAGUUCUGCUCUUUAAGUCACUGUUGCCUCUAACCUGCACUGCACCCUUGCCCAGUUCAACCCUCAUGAUGCAGGAGAGCAGGGUCCCACAGCACUUUGACCAGAGCUGAGGUUGGUGACAAUGCACACUGUCUUGUUGACUGAGAGACAUCCUAAGGAAGGAGCAAACCUCCUCUGGACUCCCUGCUAGGGUCAGGAAGUGGAUAGUAAUAUCUGUGUAGGUGUUGACUUGAAAAAAUAAAAAGUGUUGAUUGGCUAGAAGUGCUGCCUGCUUCACUGUGAGCUGCCCUCCCACACUGUGCACUUUGUCCUCUCCUCGCUCUUACCCUCAUCCCAGUAUUGCUCCUGGCUAUUCACCUUGGUGCAGAACAAGACCAGAAGCAAGGAUUGCCCUGAAAACCCUAACUGCCUCUCAGUGAUCUUUCCUGACUGUGACAUGUUUAGUGAGACUUAGCAUGUGCGAAUAAAGUAUGUGCAGGAGGAAA